CUAGAAAUCAAUAUGGCGUCUUUAUAUUUAUAAAAUUAAUUUCAUAACAAAAAAGGAUAUGGACGAACUCGGAAGCAGUUCACAGGAUCUUCCUGAUGGUAAUAAAUUGAAAUAUCUCAUGAAAGCUUUUGAAUCUUUUGUACGACACUAGAUGUUGAUCGUCUUUAAAUGUUUUUUCAGAUAUUGCUGUGCUCAAAGCCACCAUUGAAGAGUUAAGACGAAGAGAGCAACAGCUCCUACGAAGUAAGGAGCAGAACGAAAUUGAGUUCGGCCAAAGAAGGGCAAAAUUUAAAGAACUCUUUAUGGCAAGAGAAGGUAUCAUUGCUUCAUAUGUAAAUAUUUCGAAUUGUUCCUUAAUGAAUUUGGCCUUUCAAGAAUACAAGCUUGUGUGCAUUUGAGGUUUGUGGUUUCAGCUUUUAAAUCUUAAUCUGUGUGGCUAGUUUGUAUAUGUAUUUUUACAUCCUAGAAAUAUUUUAUAAUUUUUCAAUUCUUUAAUGCUUUCUGAAAUACAUGUGUUAAUCCUGCCCCUAUUAGGUGUAAGCUAUUAAGUGGACACUGUACUGAUUAUGCAACUGAAUGUACUUCCUUAACUUCGUGGAAAUACUGAAAUUUAAAUAAAUUUCAAACUCGUGAUGAUAAGUUAAAAAUGUUUGGGCUUCAAUGUCAUGCCAUCAUUGUCUUAUUGUGCUGUACCUGUUUGCUUUGUUUUUACUUGUUACAUUACAAUUAUGUAAGUCAGUGUACCUCAAGGAAGCUCUAGUCAUGGUGUUGAUGACUUUUUUGUGCUAACGCCAUUUCACAACACUGUUAGGAUUAUAAUUCCUAUGAUUUUGCAUUUGCAGAUGCUUACAGUGCAAAAGGCCAAAAAGGUUUUGCUAAACAAUUCGAAAUAUAAAAGUACAGCAGUUUAGCUAGUAAUUAAAAACCAAAAAUAUUAUGAAUUGUUUCAUUCAGGCAAAUAAUUUUGUGGGUAUCAAUUGACAUGAUGCCCAGUGCCUGUGAGUAUGGAAUAUCAAGUGUCAACCCAAUGACAGUAGGUGCUAUGGUCAAAUUUGAUUGUUGGUACUGAGUGAUAGACCCUAAAAUGGAUUUUGUUAUUUUCUUUUCAGAGGAACUUAAAAAAGAAAAGGCAAAGCUUCAGGCAAUUCAGGGAGAAGCAAGGAAACUUAAAAAUGAAUUGCAGAAAGUUCUAGCUGAGGGUGAUGGAUAUAGAGCUGCUGCAGUUUUGGCAGAGAAAUCUCAGAAAGAGGAACUAGAAACAAUGCGCUCAAAGUACCAAGAAGAGAUUGCGUCUUUACAACACAUCAUGUCUGGUAAGUUAAAUUAUUGAAUUAAUUAAGAGGAAACAGCAAAGAAGUACUUCCUCUGUGUUUUGAUAUUAAAGUUAAAGCUCACCAUCUCCAAAAAGGUUUUAAAUAUCAUAAUACAUAAUCAGCAGAUAUUGUCAUAUAAUAUGUAGAAAUGGGCAAAUCCUUGAGAAUAUAUUCAAUGUGUAAAUUGUGUAAAUUUUAUUAUUGCAGAGUCUGUGCGGGAGGCCAAGGAAAGUUCUGCAGAACAGUUUGAAAUAGAAAAGCACAAUCUUCUGGCCAGAAAUAAAAAAUUAGAAAAUGAAUUAACAAACCUCAAGUCCCUCCUUUCUACUGAAGAGGAGAGUAGCAACAGACCAAGAAUGUUGUCAGGGAUCUCUGAUGCAGUGGUCAAUGUCAUAAGAAGGAACACUACAGCAAGUGGUAAUUCUAGUGUUGAAGAUGAGGCUGUAUCACCUGAUGGAAAAUCUUUGGAGAAAAGCAUGGAAAAGGUAAAUGCAAGUUAAUGUUACUGACAAGAAAAAAAUAUUCUCACAAGUGAUCUGUAAUCAGAGUAAUUGCAGAAAAGAAGCAUGGAAAAACAUCGAGGCUGUGAUAAAAUGUGAACCUGUGCCUCCUGACUACAUCAUUGGGCACUACCACUAACUGUGCUAUAUAGCCACAAGUUUGUAGUUAACCUCCCUACAUGUGGCCUCUUACUACUUUUACUGUUAUUGAGAAUGAAAUUUUUGUUGUUCAGGUAUAAUUAGACAUUCGACUUACAGUUAAGAUAAGACAACUCAAUUUAUUAAAUAACCAGUUGACCCACUCCACAUUACAACUCUACAUUAGAAGAAGAUGAUAAUGAUGAAAACUUGGUAUCAUUAACAAACCAAUGACACUGGUUUUUGAAACAUUCUGUCAUGAUAGUGAUUUUGUUAACAGAACAUGGCUAUGAUCCCCCUUCAUAAGAGGAGGCUGAUACAGUUCCUGGAAAGUUUUAAAAAGAAAAGAAGUGAAAUUGCAGACAGCUUAUAGCUUUACCCUUAGAUAUUGUAAAAAAAACUUUUUUCCAUCUUUUUUAAAGGCCCAAGAGGAUGCAGAAGCCUGGAGAUCAAUUGUUAUGCCUUUAGAGGAGGUAACCAUUUUUUUGUUGUUGUUAUUUUGAUAUACUUAACAGAAAAUCUUGAUUUCUUUGUAUGUUUGUUUGUACCAUGAACCAUUAAAAAUUUUAUAUACCAGUUAACAAGACAAUUCUUUAUAUAUCAUAGCAACUUAACACUCAGCUUUUUAAGGGCCAAAGUUUAAUUUUUAAAUUAUCCAAUACAUUUUAUCUUGCUGUAUUUGGAACUAUAUUAUUAUUUCAAAAAAGGAAUUUGUUAAUGUUCAUCAAUAAUUGGUCAUCUUGUAAAUAGGUGCUUUUGUUAACCUUCCUGUUUAUGACAUUUUUUAUUAGGAAUUAUCCUUCACAAAAGCAAAAUUAAAAGAUUUACAAGAAAAGUUGCAAAUUGCAGAGGCCAAGCUUAAGGUGCGUUGUUGUGUUGUUAGUAAUAGCAUUUGUAGCUCCAAAUGAUAUCCAUACCAACCCUGACAGAGUGCUGCUGGAAACUUGUCACAAAUGCUUAAAGAAAAUAGGAUUUAUAAAUGAGAUCUUUAGAAGAGUGGGACAGGGGUCAGAUUAAAAACACUGCACUAGUACAGGGGUAUGGGUAUGUGUAUGGGUAUGGGUAUUUUUUUGACUAGCACAAUUAAAAAGUUCCAAUUUUUCAAUUGUGUUCCCAUAUUAUUCAAACAUUGUCUUUUUACUGUCAUUUUUGGUCAUCAGGAAGGAGAAAAUAAAAAAAAUGACAAAAAAUCAGAUGGUGGAGAAACUUUUUCAAGGGAAAGGUUUGAAGAACUGCAAGAAAAGGUAUUUAUGAACAUUGAAAAAGAAAGAAAUAACUAGAUCAAGAGAUUAAAACUAACUCAGAUCAGUUCCAAUCUUAUAGAAAUAACAUUAUUUUUGAAGGAAGUUGAUCAAAAAAGAGCUCAUUUUAUAAGGUUUUUCAAAUGCAUUUGUUUUUAUUUGGUUGAAGGUAAAAGAACUUAACCAAUAUCUAGAGGCUGAGCGGUCAUCACGCACAGAUCUAGAGAUGUAUGUGGCUGUCUUGAAUACUCAAAAGGGUCAGUUGUUACUUUCACUUUCAUCUGUAGUAUGUCUGUACCAUGUCCGUACCAUGUCUGUACCAUGUCUAUAAUAUGUCUUUACCAUGUCUGUACCAUGUCUGUACCAUGUCUGUAGCAUGUCUGUAGCAUGUCUGUACCAUAUCUAUAACAUGUCUGAUGCAUGUUGUGACCAUGUCUGUACCAUGUCUGUACCAUAUCUAUAACAUGUCUGAUGCAUGUUGUGACCAUGUCUGUACCAUGUCUGUACCAUAUCUAUAACAUGUCUGAUGCAUGUUGUGACCAUGUCUGUACCAUGUCUGUACCAUAUCUAUAACAUGUCUGAAGCAUGUUGUGACCAUGUCUGUACCAUGUCUGUACCAUAUCUAUAACAUGUCUGAAGCAUGUUGUGACCAUGUCUGUACCAUGUCUGUACCAUGUCUGUACCAUAUCUAUAACAUGUCUGAAGCGUGUUGUGACCAUGUCUGUACCAUGUCUGUACCAUAUCUAUAACAUGUCUGAAGCAUGUUGUGACCAUGUCUGUACCAUGUCUGUACCAUGUCUGUACCAUAUCUAUAACAUGUCUGAAGCAUGUGUGUACCAUAUCUAUAACAUGUCUGUACCAUAUCUAUAACAUGUCUGUAGCAUGUCUGUACCAUAUCUACAACAUGUCUGCACUGUGUGUCUGUAGCAUGUCUGUACCAUAUCUAUAACAUGUCUGUACCAUGUCUGUACCAUUCUGUAACAUGUCUGUAUCAUGUUUGUAACAUAUCAAUAACAUGUCUAUAGCAUGUCUGUAGCAUAUCUGUUGCAUGUCUAGUACAUGUAUGUAGCAUGUUUGUACCGUGUCUGUAGCAUGUCUGCACCAUAUCUAUAACAUGUUUGUAGCAUGUUUGUACCGUGUCUGUAGCAUGUCUGCACCAUAUCUAUAACAUGUUUGUAGCAUGUCUGAACUAUGUCUGCACCAUUUCUGCACAAUGUCUGCACCAUGUCCAUACCAUGUCUGCGCCAUGUCCCCACCAUGUCCGCACCAUGUCCGCACCAUGUCUGAGGCAUGUCUGUAGCAUGUCUGUAGCAUGUCCUUCCUAUGUCUGUUCCAUGUCUGUAGCAUGUCUGUAUUAUCUGCAAAUUUCUGAUUAUGAAAUUGUGCUAACAAAGUUAACUUGAAAGUUGUGAUUGAUUCUGUAGGGGUUUUGCAAGAAGACUCUGAGAAAUUAAGAAAAGAGCUUCACAAUGGUAAGUUUGAAGAUAACAAUAUGUUCAAAUGUCAGUUGUCAGCAGCAACCCACUAAUCCCCAUUAUAGCUUUUCUAAGUAGGCAAAUAGUCAUUUUUUUUCUUUUAUACUGCAAAUGGAGUCAGUUGUUGUCAAAUGGUACCGAUUAAAAAUUUUCAUAUUUCCUUCAGUCUGUAGACUGUUAGAGCAAGAAAAAAUGUCACACAAUGAUUUAAAGCAGACAUGGGAGAUGGCAAAUGUACAGUUUGUAGAGAAUCUUAAGGUACAAAGUGAAGCUUUCACCAGAGUAUGGAAUGUCUUGACACCUGCUCAGCAAGCUGCUGUUCAGAAAAAACAGGGGCAGCAACAGGAAGAGCACCAGGGAAAAAAACAACAACCACAGGUUGGCCAACUUAUUGAUCUGCAGAGUCCACAGACAUCCCCACAGCCAACUAAUGAACAGGUAAACAUAUUUGAUAAAAAUCAAUUGAAGUGCAGUCACCAAACUUUUCCCUGACUAAUAAGUCUCUAAUUUGGACUUGUAUCCAGUGUUAAAGGGUUGCAUAGUAAGUGUACUUUUCUUUGUUUCAAUUUUUAUCGUAUCAGGAUAAACCUUGAGCAAAUAAAAUACUUACUAAUUAAACCUAUUUAAAAUAAUUUAAAUAUGCUCAGUUACCUUCAGUUUACUUUUUCAUGCCAGCCAUGGUGGAAGCCAGGUCACCCAUCUAGUUGUACUGACAGUAUAGCACAUGAUGGCAUCAUGUUACCACUCUCUCACUGAACCUUUAGUUUAGAUUUAUCAUAGCAUGUUCUUCAUCAUGAUAUGGAAUUGGCUUGAUCAAAUUCUUCAAUGUAUUCCUUCUCCUUGAUCAAUUUUUGAUUGUGUUUCAAUGACUUGUUAUUCGUGUCUAUCCUUGUAGCCUAGCCAUGUGCCUUUAUCUCCACAAGUGCCUGGAGAAUCUGGUUCAAUAUGGGACAGCAUUCCUACAGUUCCUUGCACAAAUGAGGUUUCAUCUGAAAUUAAUAAUCUUCCUGGAACAACAAAAGAGGAAGACAAUGGAGGAAGACUAAAGAGAGUACACUCAGCAUCUGAUGUAACAUGGAGUCGUGAGAGUGAGCUGUGACUAUUAAAUUACUUUCAUGAAUUGACCUGAUUGUAAUGUUAAAUGUGAUAAGCUAGACCUACAUAUUAUAAAUAUCUUUUUUUAUUUUCUCUGUAGCACUUCUGUGAGAGGGGUUCUUGAUCCUCAAAAUUGAUUGGCUAACCAAGUCAUAACUGGUCCUGCUUUUUACAAUACAUUUCAUGGUUGGGAACUCUUUUCUGUCUACAACAACUUUAUUUUGAAGGCUUUGAAUAACUGUGAUUUCAGAUAACAAUAGUGAGGUUUCCAGAGCACAUUCUGAAGAGGAGCUAAAUCCAGAGCUAUCAUCAGGUGCCUUGUCUAAUGUACCUCCAGCUGAUGGACCCAGUUCCCUCCCUUCCAGACCUCCGUUAUCCUCUAAACGAUCUGGGGCCAAAGUUGACUGGAAGAAUUUCCAGGAAGCUGUGAGUUUGUCUGAGAUGUUAAAAGUGUAUUGAUGAAGUGAUGAGAGCUUAACAUUUAUCAUUUUAUCUGAUCCUUUGCAUUCAAUUCUAAAUGUAUGGCUAUAAAUCCAUUUGUAUCUUAGUGAUGUAUCUAUCAAGCUCUCUACUGUCAAACAUUACUGACCCUAGUUCUUAUAUAGUAGUACUAUUCUAUAUAUCCUCCCUCCAUUACAAUCAAAUAAAGUUGUUUAAACUACAUAUGACCAUGAUUUGCUAUUAGAACAAUUGAAGAAACAUUGGUUACUUUAAACUAUUUUGUAAAUGUGUUUUUCUUGGAAUUUUUCUCACUGUUGCAAGAGAUUCCUAGGUGCAUAGCUACUCUCUCUUUCAAAACAUGUCUUAACUGAGACACAAUGAACUGUUAAUCAGAGUUCAAUCAUAUACAUUUAUAUGUGCAUUCUGCAGGUAAAAGUUUCCCAUGAAAGCAGCUUGAACAGAUCUUGUGCCAUGUGUGUUAACUAUGAAAAGCAGCUUCAAAAGAUGCAGGAUGAAAAUCAGAAGUUUCAAAACUUGGCAUCUAAUUUACAAGUGGCUCUGGAUCAAGAAAAGGUACAAUCUCUACCAAAUGUUAAAAAGUUGCUUAUUAAUUUAAUUAAAAAGGUGCUGCAAAUUGUAAUAAUUCUUGCUCUUUUACUUGAACUCAAUUAGUUAGUCUGAUCAGAAAUUAGUUAUGGUUAAUUUUACGUGUUCAUUGGUAUCUAUGAACUACCAAAAAUAUCUUUCUCUUUGGAAAAGCCUGGAAAAUAAAGAUAAAUGGCAAGAAGUCAAAGUGGUAGAAACACCCAGACAGUUCUGUUUUAGGGCUAUAAAUUUAUUCCUCCUUUCAAUUGCAUAUUCCCAAACCUUACUUUUUUUUUAAUAGAAGGAAUUGUUUAAAGAACAAAAGAUGAGAAGCAAGUUGGAGGAGAGUGUGUCAAGUGCUGCAGAGGAUGCACAGAUGCAAAUCAACAAUCAUGCAAUGACAAACAAUAAGUUGGAAAAAUUGAUUGCUGGGCUAAGGGAGAACUUUGAGGCAACUAAACAUGGUGCCCAAACUCAAAUUGUAAGGAUUGCAUAAUCAUCAACUUUUUUCAAGGUUGUUUAAAGUUUUUAGUCUAACACAGUUAAAUGAAAGUCUUUUCAGACAAUUUUAUUGGCUUUACCGGUUGUUUGAAAGUGAUACUGAACAUGAUGAACAAAUUUGCUUAUUUCCUCUGUAGGCAAAGCUUGUAACCUCAAGGGAUCAGUUGAUGCAGGAGGUAACCCUGGCAACGACUUUGUCCAAUUUACACAUUUGAUCAAUUGUACAAGCUGUUUUGCUUUGUCUAGUGUUUUUUAAUUAUAUUUAUUUAUGUUUCUCUAUUGCUGUUAAUUAUUUAUCCCUUUGUUAAACACUAUACACUACAACACAUGUCAUUGUUGGAAUAUUUUUGUGCAUGUUUGUAAUUUGAUGGGAUUUGCACAUUUAUAGCUUUCGCAGCUUAGAACAGAAUAUGCUGCACUGCAAGACAAUGCUAUUCAGCAACUGACUCAUAUGGACUCUGAUGCCAGGCUGGCUGAAAUGCAUGAGCAGUUGAUGCAGAUUAGAGCAGCUUCUGAGGUCACAGAGGAAAAGCUAAGAAGUGAGGUGAGAAGAAAUCAACAACAAAUGAGCUUGUUUUGUAAAGUAAUGUUCAUGUGAUGUUAUGCUUGCCAUGAUGAUCCCAUGAAAUGAUGAAGACUUCACCAUGUUGGUGGAGCAAACCAUCCCUGGAGUGGAUAUAUUUUCUUAAAAUUCAAAUGUGUGCUGAUGUGUAGCAGUUUGAGUGGUGCUAGAAAAGGGAUUCCCCCUCUACUCUUGUGUAUGAACUGUUUUGCAUUAUUUUAAGGUGGCUUUCCUGAAGGAUCGUGUGAUGGCAGAACAAGUUGCAAAGGACAGUCUAGAAGCAAUGCUUCAAGGGGAUGUGGAUAACACAAGGGUUGAACUUGGUAAGAGUGAGUCUUUCAUCAAUUGUAAAUGAAAAUGUUAUUCUGUCUAGAUUCUUCAAUGCUCAUGGGAGCAAAUGGAACAGUUUUUGUUUUUUAAUAUGAGAACCUAAUUGUAUUUAAGAAGUGUGUGUAAAUUUAUCCUUUGGAACUACUCUUAUUUCCCAUUUUAGAGCUUCAAUUGCACUGCAAGAAUUUAUUUACAAUUUCAUUUCUUCCUUCCCUUCUUUCUGGAAAAAAAAGGAAAAAAAAGAAACCAUUGAGAUGUACAUAUGAUUAUCCACCAUUGAUAAAACUUCAACCUAUUCCCCCUUCCAAAAAUUGUUACCUUCAAUUGGAAGUGAAGUUUUUGCUUUAUUUUUAGAGAGACUAAGAGGAGAGUGUGAUAAGGAAAAAAAAGCCAGGGAAGAGGUAUUUGUCAGAAAGUACAGAUGUGUUUUUUGUGUAACAUUAUUCAUUUUGAAUAGGUUUUUAUAGCUAUGUACUUUUUUCAUGUAAAAGAUGUGUAAGUUAAUCAACAUAGUUCAUACAGACAUGAACACCAAAAAGUUGUAAGGUUAACAUUUUAGUGUUACUGUCAACUUUAAGUCACUAGGUUUCGACUGAUAGACCCUUGAGAUUUUAUUGAAAUAACCACCAGUCUAGACAGAUGCUGUACAACUUGAUCAACUGGGAUCUAAAAUGACUGCCUAGUUAAGGUGCUAAAAUUAUGUUGGUGUGAUACACAGGCACAGGCCAGGCUUAACAUGUCUGGUCAGUCCAUAAGGAACACAGAAGACAAAUCUAAACAAGUCAUCAUUGCUCUUAGAGGACAACUGGAUGAAGUUAAUGCAGAAAAGGUAUUAAAAUUUUAAUUUAGUUUUAUCAUCCUUUUCCAAGUGUUCUUUCCAUCAUAAUUCCUUAGGGCUGAUUGUGUGUGCUCCAUCAUUAAGGCAGUAUGCAAAUCAUUGCAUGAGGAAAUUGCAACUUGUAGUAUAGCAUCUUGUCCCAGCUCUUAAGAAUGUCUGAAGCAUUUUUUUUUUCAUGCAGCACUCAGAGCAUUUUAUCAUGAAGUCAUUGUUGCAUGACAUCCCCAUCAUGCUGAAAAUUAAUUCCAGCUUUACCCAAUGAAUUGCUUCAUCAACUUAAAUGCAAACUUUUGGUGUUUUGUAUGGAGUUGAAAAGAUCAAAACAGGUGUUGGGCAUUUCCACAUUAAAAAAAACCCAAGUAGCUGUAUUAAAGUAAAUUCGAUCGAAUACAAUUGUGAUACUAACUUCUGGUUAACUUGUUAUCAUCUUAGUGAAGAAAAUGUCACCCAUUUUUUAUUGCAGACUAAGGCAGAAGAGGAAAGCAAACAAUUGAGAAACCAAUUACAGGCAAUGACUGAACAACUAAACCAAAGUGAGACCGUUCAGAGAGACUUUGUGCGUUUAUCCCAGUCUUUACAGGUGAUUGGUCAAAUUACAGUUAAUAAAGAGCAAUGGUUUUGAUGCUCAGCUGAUUUCUUGUUACACCCUGUUGCGUGUUUUUGUUUUUCCAGUGCCUCCCUCAGGAUCAACCAUUGCAUCAUAUUCCAUUCAGUUGUGUUAAUAUCUUUAUCAAUGAUGAGAGAAAAUAGUUUUUGAUUAAUUUUUUAGAUGCAAAUUGCUCAAAUUCAUGAAUCAGAAACAGAUGUUCGCUGGCAGUAUCCUGAUGACAUUAAAGAAUGUAAAAGUUGCCAAAAAGUAUUGAAAGCAAACAAAGAUAAGGUGGGUGAAAGUAUAAAUGAACUGCUGUUUCACUCUUGUUGACAAUCAGUUCAAGAAAGAUAUAGUUUUUAGGCAAAGAGUUUUCCUUUUGGGAAAGGUGGCCUUGUUUGUAAUUCAGGCUGUCUGACAAAUAGUUCUUUGCAUACAGACCAAAACAUUUCUUGUGAAAAAGCUAUCACAUAAUUCAAUAAAAUAUACUUUGCUUAUUUAUUAUAAUGUGUUUUAUCUUUCUAACCCAGCAAAACUGCCAUCAUUGUGGUAAAAUAUUCUGUGAACAGUGUUUGUCCAAGUCUGUGAUGGGAAGUAAAACAUCGAAGUGGCAUCCUGUGUGUGACAGCUGCUAUGUUAUACUAAACAAGGAUUCUUCUUCAACAUUCUACAACACAACCCUGGCUGAUGAUCAGAGAUGAAUGGUUGUGGACUUGUGUACUGUGGAAGUUCAGGUUAAGGUUAAUUUUGAGAAAGAGUACAAAAUAACCCCACAGUUUUAUUUCUUGCUAAAGAGAACAUUUUAGCUGAUUCUUUACUUUCUAUGAAUUCAUGAAAGAAUCUGAAUGGAUUGACUUUCUCUCGUGAUGAGGGGCAGCAUUCUCUGCCUCUCUUGUAAGUAGAUGAUAUAGCAAAUGUAGGAAAGAAAUGAACACUUCUUUAAGUGCUUGUUUAAAACCUUGGACUAAAUUGCCAACAAAUAGUUUACUAAACAAGUCAUUUAGUAAUUGACAUUGUUGAUCCAUGAUAAUGGUUAACCUAUUAUAUUAAGUCAGGUGCAUUGAUUCUGCCCUCGCUUAGAGGUUGGGGUUGGGUAGAAUUUUACAGUUAUCAUUGUUCUUUAAUCAUGCUAUCAUGAUUAUUAUUAAUAUGGCUAAGCUUCAUUAUAUGGAGGUUUGUAUUAGACAAAACACAACUUGGUCCUGACAUUAUCAGAACAUUACAUUCAUUGGUUACACAAAUUUUGAGUGGGAAUGAAUUUCUUUGAGGAGACAUUGUGCAAAUGUUCUUGUUAUGGUCUGCUUGCCUUACUGAACACCAGGCUGUUUUCCAUAUUUCAAGUUGGACUUCAAUAUUGUAUGUAUAUUCUGAUAUUAAAUUUUUUAUACAUACUUAAACAAAUUAAAUUGUAGAGGUGUAUUAUAUAAAUGGAACUUACAAUAAAGAAUGAAGAUUCCCCACUCAUUCAUCUUAAAUAAUUUAAUUGAACAUUAAAUAAAAGAUGACUUUUUCAGAUAGUUAUGUGCAGAAUAAAUCUUACUCACUCAGGCUAAGAGUAACAGAGUUAAGUUAUCAUAUCAUUUUUGAUAUUUCAUAUUGAUAGGAGUGGCAAGAGGGGAAAUUAGAGGUACAAUGUUAGGAUACAAUUUAAUUUUUCAGGGUGUGUGGAUAAGCAGAAAGUACGUCUUUCCUUGACCACAUCUUCAGUUCUCCUAUGGUGUGGUGCCUUUAUUAGUUUCUAUAAUCUUUGUUUCAUCUUUAAUAAGAUCUUUAAUAAGGAAACACACUUUUGGAAUCUUUCUGUCUCUGUAAUUUUUACAGUACAAUUGUUAACACUUGAUUUUUUCUACUAAAUGUGUGCAACAGAAGAUGGAUUGAAAUAAAGAUCUUCAUAAAUUUGUUUUCAAUAUGCAUCAUUUCAUAAAUUGAUUCAAUCAUUUUCUUAUAGAAUAAGUUAACUUUGGUAACUGGCUUCCUUAUACACACUUUAUUUUUUCAAAUGGUCAUUUUGUAAACUGUUUCUGAAAAUUUAUCUUGGGCUUAUUUAACUUAACAGCCCCUUUCAGACAAAAUAAAGAAAUGAUAUCCUCAUGUGAUAGAAAGACAGCCAUUACAUUGUUUGUAAAGGGGCACUUAUUGUUUUUUAUGUGCUCUGUCAUGGUAUUACAAGAGCCCAUAAGAUUAAACUUAAGGACAAUUAGAAAAAUGAUCAGAAACCUGCCAUAUCCUGAUUGAACAAAUGCUUGAAGAAUAGAUAGUUGUGAAAUAUAAUUAAUUGAAAGGCUG
This is a messenger RNA of Pocillopora meandrina, 11894 nucleotides long. The record is from the annotation of a GenBank genome assembly. NCBI's taxonomy places the organism in Eukaryota, Metazoa, Cnidaria, Anthozoa, Scleractinia, Pocilloporidae.